AUGCCGGGAGCUGGGGCCAAGGCCUCAUCGAGUAUUGCCAACCCUCCUACGGCUCCUGCCGGGCCCUGUUUGUCCCAACAAUACGACGUUCCUUUUCACGUCGUUUCUACUCAGGAGGAUGUCAAGCGAUACCUGUCGCUGCUCGGUCUCACGGUAUUCGAGAAUAUUGUUCAGGAGACCUUUCCGAAGCUCACCCUCGAAUUUUUUAGCACGGUGGCCAUGCACGAUAAUGGGAAGUACCUUACUGCUCUGCUAAAAGGGAAGGAAUGUAAGGUCACUGAUGCGAUACUGAACGGGCUCUUCGAGUUUGGCACUGAGGAGGCAGCACGGUACAGCCCGAUGGGGUGGAAGGCUGAUCCUUAUUGGCCCCUGAUUUCCCCUUGCACGUCAUUCAAGAAAACGGGGAAUUCCUCGAGAUGUAUCACCGAUGCUGCCUUGGGGAUAGUGCACAAAUACCUCUGCCACAUGAUUUUUGGGAAACGGGAGUCAAACAAGGUAAGCGAGCAGCAAGUAUUUAUUCUGUGGUCCAUCGCUCAAGGGAAACCCGUGUCCAUGCUCCAAUACCUCCAGAACGCCCUUUUUGAUAUCCGACAUGAUACCCGGCGUGGCCCGAACUUGGGACACAUUGUUACGUGCAUAGCAAAGUAUUUCAAGGUCCAGAUUGACAAACCUGCUCUCGAGUCCGAGUUUAAUACCGAGAGGGACCUUUCCAGUGCCGGGUUUAUCUAUGACCGUUUUCACAUUCGGCCGGUGCACGAGAGGAAGAGCUAUAAGAAUUAUCUGGAGGACCUACUGAAGAGGGGUCCUGCUUCCGAGCCUUCCCACACUGCCGUCGGUCCAUCAGGCGCGGGUACGUCGUUCGUUCCCCCUCUGCCGGCACGUCAGGCCGACACCGGUGUUGACACCGGGGAUGACUACGUACCCGCGCCUGAUGGACCGACGGCAGUGUGGGAAGGCUCGGAAGCAGGACCCCUCUUCUAUAAACCCGGCACUGGAAAGGUCCCUCUCGGUAAUAAACUCGGACUCAAGAGCAGGUUCGUCAAUCUGAACCUUGAAAUACUUUGCUAUGCACGUAACAAUGUGUCCCAAGUUCGGGCCACGCCGGGUAUCAUGUCGGGUAUCAAAAAGGGCGUUCUUGAGGUAUUGGAGCAUGGACACGGGUUUCCCUUGAGCGAUGGACCACAGAAUAAAUACUUGCUGCUCGCUUACCUUGUUUGA
Molecule: messenger RNA, 1218 nt
Organism: Striga asiatica
Lineage: Eukaryota; Viridiplantae; Streptophyta; Magnoliopsida; Lamiales; Orobanchaceae
Source: the annotation of a GenBank genome assembly